AUGAAUAUAGCAGAGCAAACAACGGUUACCAACAAGGCGUCGAGAAAGCUGCUAUCAAUGGAAUCCAAUCCCAAUGCCAAUGCCUCCAAGAUCGUGAGGGUUCGAGUCACCGACGGCGACGCGACGGAUUCUUCCUCGAGCGACAAAACCGAGCACCGGAGAGUUAAGAGGCACUUAAACGACGUCGGGAUCGAUGACUGUUCCGCCUUCAACCUCACCAAGCAAGCCAAGAAACAACAACGACAACAAGGUUUGUCGAAAUGUGUGAAGUACCGAGAUGAUCGGAAAAGGCCGUGGGGUAAAUGGGCGGAAAAAAUCAGAGACCCCGCGAGUCGAACCAGGGACAAAGCCGAAGAAGCUGCGUUGGUUUACGAUAGAACCGCGGUUCGGAUCAAACGCCCCAACGCUGUUAGCAACUUCGAAUUGGAAACGAUUCCGGGGUAUAAUUCUGGGCAAGAAUCUCAGUCCCUUUCCUCCCCUACAUCUGUUCUCAGGUUGGCUGAGCUUCAAACUUUUCGAAAGAUGUUAACUCGCCGGAGCUCACGGGAAAAGAGUGCAACCGGACCAGUAACUUAUCAGAUGAGUAUUUGUUAA
Messenger RNA from Hibiscus syriacus, 594 nucleotides. Its product is annotated as ethylene-responsive transcription factor CRF5-like. Gene Ontology annotation, biological process: regulation of DNA-templated transcription. NCBI's taxonomy places the organism in Eukaryota, Viridiplantae, Streptophyta, Magnoliopsida, Malvales, Malvaceae. Gene Ontology annotation, molecular function: DNA binding; DNA-binding transcription factor activity. The record is from RefSeq and is a predicted model, not a curated record. The coding region runs from base 1 to 594 and encodes 197 amino acids. The transcript has 2 exons.